This is a messenger RNA of Thunnus maccoyii (southern bluefin tuna), 1633 nucleotides long. It is a transcript of the gene plex9.2, whose product is annotated as three prime repair exonuclease 4. The record is from RefSeq and is a predicted model, not a curated record. The coding region runs from base 180 to 911 and encodes 243 amino acids. The transcript is spliced from 2 exons. Gene Ontology annotation, molecular function: nucleic acid binding; 3'-5'-DNA exonuclease activity. Gene Ontology annotation, cellular component: cytoplasm. Gene Ontology annotation, biological process: DNA catabolic process. Lineage: Eukaryota; Metazoa; Chordata; Actinopteri; Scombriformes; Scombridae.
ACACUGGUAUUUAAAAAGACGGAGGGAAACUUCUAGCUUGAGCUUUCACUCUGGUUUUCUUUACAUACUGUGUCUAUCGACGCUAUGCAGCAUAAUGUAGCUAAAUACAAACUACAGGUCAGUCUUAGUUUGGUUUAUAAAACCCGCUUUUAAAAACGUUUCUGAAGUUUGUGUCCGUGAUGCAAAAACCAGACGUUGACAGCUCUCACCGGUCUGUGGUUUUCUUCGACUUAGAGACAACUGGACUGGGUCAGAGUUGUGAGAUCGUCCAGCUGGCUGCAGUAAGCGGAGGCCACUACCUCAACCUCUACAUCAUCCCUCGGUGUCGAAUAGAUCGAGGAGCAGCCAAAGUGACCGGCUUCAGGGUCCGCAGACAGAGGCUGUACCUCCAUCGACAGGUUGUCCUCACCAACUCCCUCCGAGAGGUCCUGGUGUCCUUCAUAGCUUUCCUUCAAAUGCUCGGACGUCCACUUGUCAUCGGCCACAACAUCCGUCGCUUCGACUGUCCGCUGUUGGCUCGAGCUCUCGAUGAACUGGACCUCAGAGCAAAGUUUGAGUCAUCAGUCUCAGGCUACGUUGACACCCUGCCGCUGGCCCGGGAGAUGCUGAAGGACCGCUGCCUCCAGAGCUUCAGACAGGAGAACCUGGUCAGGGAGCUGCUGGGUGUGAACUACAAGGCUCAUGAUGCUUUGGAAGAUGUGCGGGCGUUACAGACACUGUACAGCGUGCUCCAGCCCACGCCAGAGUUGAUCAAUAGGCAUAUGUUUACUCUGAACACCAUGGAAAAGAAGCCAGCUGUGACAGAUGCCAAAGUGGCCUGUAGGCUACCAGGACAGCGCCCCCUGUGGCAGCACUUCAGACAGGCAGUGGAGGUCACAGGAGGCAAAGCAGAGGAGCAUGAGAGAAGUUGAUGGAUUAAAAAAAAAACUGUUUAACAGCAACAAAUUAUUACCAGAUUUUGAUCGGCGGUCUCCAUCAGCCUGCACGCUGCACCGGACGUUGUGCGCCUCCAGUUUUGUAAAUGUGUGAAAUCUGCAGAAUUGCUUCAUAACAGUAAGUUGGUUGUUCCUCCAAGCAGAGAAGAGAGUUUCCUGAAGUGGUUGAUGGUGAACGACUUCAAACAUUUUUAACCACUUUAGUGAAGCAAAAAGUAUAAAAAAACCCAAAACCACACACACACACGGAGCGUUGUAGCAACAGUCUGUGUGAAGCAGUUAAAAGGUGAAGGAGGCACAAAAGCACAGUCUGACCGUUCGUUGUAGCCGUUUUAACACUUUCGUCAUACAUGUGUGGGAAAUGUUAAGAUGAAUGUUGAAAUCCGCCUGCUGUGUGCUGCCUCUUCACAAUUUAUUUCGGGCACACUGACUUUAUACAUGCUGAAGAUUUCUUAACACAAAGCCAAGUUUCAGAUGUCUGUUUGUGGGAUUAUAAAUGGUGAAAAUAUAGAUUAUUAAAAAAGUGUUAUGUUUACUUCUAUUCUGAAUGAAGCUCAUGUUUCAAUGAGCCCUAAACAAAAAUAAGUUUUAAUGGUGUUAAAUAAACCUGCUAAUAAAUGUAUUAUAUUUCUACCGUGUUUCCCAGAUUAUAAACUUUGUUGCUGCGUAGUGCUGAAUAAACAGUUAAGAUAUUUCAA